Molecule: messenger RNA, 3407 nt
Organism: Betta splendens (Siamese fighting fish)
Lineage: Eukaryota; Metazoa; Chordata; Actinopteri; Anabantiformes; Osphronemidae
Gene: mfsd2ab
Product: MFSD2 lysolipid transporter A, lysophospholipid b
Exons: 14
Coding region: 159-1742 (527 amino acids)
Biological process (GO): carbohydrate transport
Cellular component (GO): membrane
Molecular function (GO): lysophospholipid:sodium symporter activity
Source: RefSeq, a predicted model, not a curated record
CUACAUCCACUCUCCGUAGCAGCAUCUCAGUUUUCAAACAGAUUCCGGGCCACGAGUAUAUCUUGGGACGUCAUUUUUCGAACCUCAUCAACAGAUUUGUUUGGUAUAUCUACAUUUGUGUGUGUGUUGAGCUAAACCUCAAAUCCAGCCGCUCUGCUAUGGCAAAAGGAGAAGGAGGUGAACAAUACUCCAACGCCAGUUUACUCAACAAACCCGACUCGGAUAGCGUCAAGCUCGCCAGGAAGCCUGAGAAUGACAACAGGUUGUCCGUCUGCAACAAGAUAAGCUAUGCCAUCGGCGGAGCUCCCUAUCAGAUGACUGGAUCCGCUCUGGGCUUUUUUCUGCAGAUCUAUUUAUUGGAUGUAGCUCAGUUGGACCCCUUCUACGCCUCAAUCAUCUUGUUUGUGGGUCGAGCAUGGGAUGCUGUAACGGAUCCCACUGUCGGCUUUCUUGUCUCCCGGAGCCCUUGGACACGUUUUGGACGCAUGCUGCCCUGGAUCGUCUUGUCAACCCCUUUUGCUGUGAUUUCUUACUUCCUCAUCUGGUAUGUUCCCCCCUUUGAAAAUGGCAAAGUCAUCUGGUACCUUAUCUUCUACUGCCUCUUCCAGAGUCUUCAAACGUGCUUCCAUGUGCCGUACUCUGCCCUCACCAUGUUCAUCAGCUCAGAGCAGAAGGAAAGGGACUCGGCCACAGCAUACAGGAUGACGGUGGAGGUUCUGGGAACUGUCCUUGGCACAGCUAUCCAGGGGCAGAUAGUAGGCAUGGCCAAUGCCCCCUGCCUCCCAGGUCCACGUGACAUUGUAGCAAACCUGACCAACUCCUCAAUGUCUGCAGGGCUCAAUGACUCGGAGCAUGUCAUCUCCAUAGAGCACACGAAAAAGGCCUACAUGAUCGCCUCUGGUGUGAUCAGCUUGAUCUACAUCCUCUGUGCUGUUGUUUUGUUCUUCGGUGUGAGAGAGCAAAAAGAGUAUUGCCGUCCCAGGUCGGAGCCCAUGUCGUUCUUCCGGGGUAUUAAGCUGGUGAUGGGCCAUGGACCAUAUGUCAAACUGAUCAUGGUCUUUCUCUUUACAUCCCUGGCUUUCAUGCUCCUAGAGGGAAACUUUGCUCUGUUCUGCAGCUCAACACUGGGUUUCAGAAACGACUUCCAAAACAUUCUUCUUGUAAUCAUGCUUUCCGCUACUCUGGCCAUCCCCUUCUGGCAGUGGUUUCUGACCCGCUUUGGGAAAAAGACAGCUGUUUAUACUGGCACCUUGUCUGUGGUUCCUUUUGUGAUCCUGGUGGUGUGUGUGAAGAGCAACCUAAUUGUCACCUACAUUGUCUCCUUCGCCGCUGGGGUCAGUGUGGCGGCAGCCUUCCUGCUUCCCUGGUCCAUGCUUCCUGACGUUGUUGACGAUUUCCAAGUGCAGAACCCUGAGUCCACUGGACACGAAGCUCUUUUUUAUUCCUUCUAUGUCUUCUUCACCAAGUUUGCCUCUGGAGUCUCCCUGGGCAUCUCUACUCUCAGUUUAGAUUUUGCAGGUUACAUUAGUAGAGGCUGCUCUCAACCAGAAGAAGUGGACUUGACCUUAAAACUGCUGGUUUCGGCUGCCCCCGUAGCUAUGAUCAUUGUCGGCCUCGGCAUAUUAUACUCGUAUCCAAUCACAGAGGAGAGGAGGCAAGGCAACCGAAAGCUGCUACAAGAACAGAGAGACAAUGAGGCAGAUUCAGAAACAGACUCAACAGAAAUGGGCAACAUUGUGUAGCACUUUUUGGACCAAACGGGUGAUCGACUGGCAUUUUGCACUGGGUGGGACCAUUGGACCUUGGCUCGCCCAACUACGCAUUCACUGCCUUGUACAAUCACUCCUUGAAAACUUGGACUUUUUUGUAGCUUCAGCCAAUCUGGAGCCUCUUUGAAACCAACCUCUUCUUAUCCUCAUGUGUGUGACGUUCUCUCAGCAUAAAAUUAACUAUCCUUCUUGUGCAGUUGGAUCCCAGAAGCCUUACGUUUUGUAUAAUAUUGGAUUGCUGCUGAUUUUGUUCUUAGUUGAAACUGCACAAAACCACAUUAUAUCAUGGGAGCAUCUUUUGUCAGUGCUGCCAGUAUAGGUGCUAUCCACAUUCUGAGAAAACUGUGAUAAAGCCUUAAUUUCAACCCCAUGUGUGGGUUAGGAAGUGCAAAUCUGACAAGGUGACACUUGAGUCACAUGCUCUUCAGUCACUAGCUUGAUGUGUAUUUUGAAAGCGUUUCAAUUAGUUUUGUAAUUUUAUAAUUUCUCUUUAGUUUACUGGAACCAGGCCAAUUUCCAUCCUACGUGAUUUUUUUUUGUGUGAUAUUCUAACUAGAGGCCAGACAACAACUGUGCUCUGUAGAGCUUAGUUUUGUUUUCCACCCCAGUCCUGAAACCACUACAGUAGUAAAAGCAGUUAGUUUGCAAAUGUAACUGCAAUGUUUAUUUAAUAGAUGCAUUCAUUUCAUCUUAUCUAUAGACCGCUACUGAAUGGAGGAACUCUAAAUGCUUUCUUUACUUAAUAUUCAGGAGAAUGGUAUCUAGUGAUAUCAUUAUUUAAAUAUUUAUUAGUUUUGAUUUUACUGUUCUGAAUUAAUGUUUGCUGCAAAGUCGCAUCUUGCAGUAUUUCAAUGCUUUGAUUUAUUCCACAAAAUUAUUGGUUUCAAAAUGAGAUGGGAGUCAAAUUUUAUCACGUCUUUUAAUGCAUAUUGUUACUAUGUUUCUUCCAUUUGCAUUCAAAAAGGGAAGCAUGGAAUUGUAAAAAAAAAAAUUAGGCUGGAAGAUGGGGAAGUCAAGUAGAUGUUGUCUGUUUUUCAGUGUUCUCUGGUUUUCAUCUACACAUUGUAUGCUUCUUGAAGGAACAGCCAGGAUGCUUUGAUCAUCUCAAUCCCUGUCAUUAAAAUGAGGAUUGACAUGUUUCAUAUCUGUUGAUAUGGAAAUGUGUACAUAAAGUGUCAUAUGUUAUACAUACUGUUACAUCUUUGGUGCGUUCCUGACAACUGGGUUGCCAUUCAUAUUUCCCUAACUUUAUUUGUAUUUGUUUUCUGCCUAGAUGUUGCUUAUGUCCAUACUGGAUACUGUACAUGACAACAUGGUGCCAUUUGUCACCUACCUGUAAUAAUUGUAAAUCAUUUUAUUUGUUGACAUUUUGUCUAUUUUUUGGUCCGGUCUGUGAACUUCCCUCAUGACUCUUGCGGCUGUAGCCAAAUGUGUGAGCUUUAAUUCCACAGGGACACACAAGCCUUGUGUACAUGCCUCCUGUGCAUAUGUAAAUAGUGUAUGAAACCUGUGAAUAUACUUGGUAUUUGUGGCUCUAAGUGACAUGAACCUAUGUUCAAUGUCAUUUAGGUAUUUAAGGAAAAAUGAGGUUGAAAGUGAAAUUAAUAAAAAAAUAAGUCUACUGUAACAAGUUGUCAA